AUGGUGAUUCGAAACUACCUUGUUGUAACAUCUAAAAUGGAAUCUUAUCUUUCCAAUGUGAAACUUCAGAUCGGGUUCACCCGUGGACCGUCCUCACAUAAUAAUAAUAAUAAUAAUAAUAAUAAUAAUAAUAAUAAUAAUAAUAAUAAUAAUAAUGAUAAUAAUAAUAAUAGUAAUAACGAUAAUAUUAAUUAUAUUAUUAGAAACAAACAAGUUGAAUUCAAAACUAUUCAACAACCUGGAAAUUCUAACGGUUAA
Schistosoma spindalis is the source of this 258-nucleotide messenger RNA. NCBI's taxonomy places the organism in Eukaryota, Metazoa, Platyhelminthes, Trematoda, Strigeidida, Schistosomatidae. The record is from the annotation of a GenBank genome assembly.